GCUCCGUAUCGAUACAUUACACAAUGCGGACAAUUUUGAGUAAUUAUUUAUAUAAACGCCUAUUUCAAACGGAUAUUGUAGGAAAAUAUGCCAAACAGCAGCCGCGCAACCUCAAGGGUAAGAGCAAGAGCUCGCAGGAGUGGCUGACACGGCAGCUGGCCGAUCCCUACGUGGAGAAGGCGCGUAUGAUGAACUAUCGCUGCCGGAGCGCCUUUAAGCUGCUGGAAAUUGACGACAAAUACAAAAUCCUGAAGCCGGGUGACACUGUCCUGGACUGUGGAGCAGCCCCUGGAAGCUGGACGCAAAUGGCCGUGGAGCGGACCAAUGCCCAUGGUAAACAGGAGCGAACGCCCGUCGGAGCAGUCUUCAGCAUCGACCUGUUGCAUUUUCAUGCCGUGCCGGGUGCCACAAUAUACGGCGGCAUGGACUUCACCACGCCGCUGGCACAGCAACGUCUUAAAGAAGCACUGGCUGGACGGCAGGUCAACUGUGUCCUUUCCGACAUGGCGCCCAACGCGACAGGCGUGCGGAUGCUGGACCAGGAGAGCAUCACAAAUCUCUGCUACGAGGUGCUGCGUUUCGCACUGGCCAUGUCCGCCCCGCAGGCCAAUCUGGUGGUCAAAGUGUGGGACAAUGGCGAUGUGCCCAAGCUGGAGCGGGAUAUGCUAAGGUUCUACGAAAAGGUGAAGCGGGUGAAGCCGCGCGCCAGUCGGGGCGACUCCGCCGAGCAUUUCCUCGUGGCACGCGGAUACAAAGAAGCGACGGCAGCGUCGUAAACUCAACAUGAUUUAUUUAAGAUAAGAUCAAAUAUAGAACAAAUAUAGAAUUCGAUUAAAUAUCCAAUUUUAAGUAA
Messenger RNA from Drosophila subobscura, 853 nucleotides. RefSeq names its product rRNA methyltransferase 2, mitochondrial (gene Mrm2). Gene Ontology annotation, cellular component: mitochondrion. Gene Ontology annotation, biological process: RNA methylation. The transcript has a single exon. The record is from RefSeq and is a predicted model, not a curated record. Gene Ontology annotation, molecular function: rRNA (uridine-2'-O-ribose)-methyltransferase activity. Lineage: Eukaryota; Metazoa; Arthropoda; Insecta; Diptera; Drosophilidae. The coding region runs from base 24 to 776 and encodes 250 amino acids.